Messenger RNA from Propithecus coquereli (Coquerel's sifaka), 828 nucleotides. It is a transcript of the gene MORN3, whose product is annotated as MORN repeat containing 3. The transcript has 4 exons. Lineage: Eukaryota; Metazoa; Chordata; Mammalia; Primates; Indriidae. The record is from RefSeq and is a predicted model, not a curated record. Bases 169 to 828 code for a protein of 219 amino acids.
UCCAGCACUAAAGGACCUCCACCAAGGGCUGCUCACCUGCCCUGGGGACUAGAACACACAUGACUCGCCCCCCUUGAGCUCAGGAUCCUGGCAGUACGCGGGGCACACUGAGCCCCCGAUGUCCCUGACCGCUUGCCAGCACCUUCCGGCCUUGCAGAAGCAGCCACCAUGCCAGUCUCUAAAUGUCCAAAAAAGUCGGAGCCACUGUGGAAGGGGUGGGACCGGAAGGCCCAGAAGAACGGACUGAGGCAUCAGGUGUUCGCUGUGAACGGUGACCACUAUGUGGGCGAGUGGAAGGACAACAUGAAACAUGGGAAAGGAACACAGGUCUGGAAGAAGAAAGGAGCCAUCUAUGAGGGAGACUGGAAGUUUGGGAAGCGGGAUGGCUAUGGCACACUCAGCCUUCCUGACCCAGAGACCGGAAAGUACAAGAGAGUCUACUCAGGGUGGUGGAAAGAUGAUAAGAAAUCGGUGAGUGGUUCCCAGCAUGCCCUGGGCAUGGGCGGAGUUGGCAGCCAGGCUCUGUGUGUGUCUCACACAUCCCUCCCUGUCCUCCCCAAACCAGAGAACGGAAACCGCUAUGAGGGCUACUGGGAGCGAGGCUUGAAGAACGGGUCGGGACGUUUCUUCCACCUGGACCACGGGCAGCUGUUUGAAGGCUUCUGGGUGGACAACGUGGCCAAAUGUGGCACGAUGGUCGACUUUGGCCGUGACGAGGCCCCUGAGCCCACCCACUUCCCCAUUCCUAAGGUCAAAAUUCUAGACCCUGACGGUGUGCUGCAGGAAGCCUUGGCCAUGUUCAAGAAGACAGAGGAAGAAGGAGAUUGA